AUGCCACCCAUAGACGGCCCGUGGAGGUCGUGGCCAUGUACCAGAGAUUGGGAGAGCCGAAGAGAUCGCAUCACAGAGCUCUAUUGGGACGAAGGAAAGAGCCUAAAAGAAGUAGCUGAGAUAAUGAGGACCGAGCAUGGUUUCAACGCCACAAAGCGAACACUAACACUGGAAAGAGAGAGAAUGUAUAAGUCGCGCUUCAGGCAGUGGGGCUUGUCGAAAAAUCUCAAAAGCAAGGAUGCGAAUCGGAUAGUAGUAGAGGCGGCGAUGAGAACGGGGACCCUCUUACCAAUUAUCCGAGGACGCCAAGUUGGUGCAAAAAGACUACAAAGUUACCUGGAUAAGAUCUGGCAGACUUCGGAGCAGUCGUCUUGUUGUUCAUGGAAAUACAUUUCGACGCCCCUUUCCGGUCGGUUGAUCUCACCAGAGGUCUCUCGGUUGUUUGAGGGCGGCAUAUCUGCCGUUGUACACUUCGCGCAAAGUCGCUUGCAGAGCGACUUCUUUGGCUUCAAAUACAUGGACAUGGAGUAUGACUGGGCCAGCGAUCCAUCGUUGGGGUUCCACCUGUAUUUACGACAUUCGGUUGAUAUGUUUACCCGAGAUGGAAACUUUACAGAUGGAUUCCGUCUUCUCGACAGAGCAUUCGGCAUGUACUCUGACGUUUUAGUCGUCUGUCCACCCACUGUGAUUUGGACAACGAUGCUUUCCGGGUUACUUCUGGCGCAGGCUCGACAAGAUCUUGCUGACUGUUUCAUUCGAUAUGCCGCGGCUCUGUCCACCAUCAAGCUCGGCCCAGCACACCCCUUGAGCCGACUUUGGUUCAUGAUAAAGUCUUUAUCGGCUGAGGAGAACAGGCAGGCUGCUGUGACUAUCCUGAGAGCAUACCUUGACGCCAUUGCGAGCGAUGUUGCUGCAGGGGAAACGUUUCGUAAGGUAUCAGCAAUUCACCACGUCCGUUGGCUUCUUCGUGUUGGUGCGGUGACGCUCGAAUCUGCAAGGAAAAUAUUUGAUAUCGCUGUUGAAGCUAUACGUAAGGACACCACAAAACUACGAGUUGAUUGGUACUUCUGGACAAAGUGCUUCUGGUUUGAGAUUCUGUACGACUGUGCUAGAAUUCUGAGCGCCCUAGAGAGAUUUGAUGAAGCAACAAUCUAUUUCGAGGCAGCUUACGAAAUAUCUAAGCUUGAUAUAACGUGGGAUUCCAUCUUUCGCAAGGCUCAGGCCUCAAAAGAUCUAGAGUCGCAUUACCUUAGGAUGGGCAAUAUCGAGUUAGUUGAGAAGAUGCGAAAUAAUUUUGUGAUUGGUCAGCAUGGACUUAUAAGUAAUUUGUAUUCCGACGAGAGACUUCGAUAUUUAGCAUUCGGAUCGUCGAUAUUAGGCUCUGGAAUUUGUUCGGUACUGACUAGUGACAGCAUGUUCGCUUUUUCCCCCCAUGGGUUACUCACGUCACCGGCGGUAGUUGGUCACCAUAUUUGA
Truncatella angustata is the source of this 1476-nucleotide messenger RNA. RefSeq names its product Clr5 domain-containing protein. The coding region runs from base 1 to 1476 and encodes 491 amino acids. The transcript has 3 exons. The record is from RefSeq and is a predicted model, not a curated record. Lineage: Eukaryota; Fungi; Ascomycota; Sordariomycetes; Amphisphaeriales; Sporocadaceae.